Messenger RNA from Homo sapiens (human), 13202 nucleotides. Its product is annotated as endogenous retrovirus group K member 25 Env polyprotein-like. The record is from RefSeq and is a predicted model, not a curated record. The transcript has a single exon. Bases 6427 to 7566 code for a protein of 379 amino acids. Lineage: Eukaryota; Metazoa; Chordata; Mammalia; Primates; Hominidae.
GCCUUCGCAGUUUCCGUGUUGUGAUGGAACCCUGGACCCACUUUUGUUAACUCUUGAACUUUGUGUCUUUAUUUCUUUUCUCAUUCCUUCAUUUCCACCGGGAAGGGGAGAACACGCAUGUGGUGUAGCGGGCUGGUUCCCCUACAUCUUUGGCACCCAGUGUGGGCUCCUUGUACCCAGGUGGAGUUACACCUGAGCAUGGUCAUUGCGGAGACCAGUCUGUCGAGGGACUCCCAAGAACGUGUGGUCGGCCUUGCGGUAAGCUUGUGUGCUCGGAGUAUUCCAGGGACACCAUGGGACAAUCGGGAAGUAAGCACUCUGCUUACUUACACUUUAUCAAACUCCUCUUAAAGAGGGGGGUAAUAAAGGCUAGCACAGAAAACUUGAUUACUCUGUUUCAAACAGUAGAGCAGUAUUGCCCUUGGUUUCCUGAAUAAGGUACCAUGGAUUUAAAAGAUUGGGAGCAGGUUGGAAUUGCCUUAAAACAAGUUCAUAAGGAAGGAAAACUUAUUCUUCUAACGGUCUGGUCAGACUGGGCUAUGGUUAAAGCAGCCUUGGAACCGUUUCAAAUGGAAAACGAGGUUUAUCCUCCGGCAGAAAGAAUUCCAGCGGAGGAAGGCGGUGCUGCCGCCAAUAUAAAUAUAAAGGAAGUUGAAGGAGGAGAGGAUAGUGAAGAAGAUUUUGAGGAAAGUACAGACAAACCUGGAGAUGACUUAAUUUCUUUUGAGGAGCAUGUGGGACCUCCAGCUGCUCCUAAAAUAGAGAAGCUAUUUAUGCCAAUAUGUUUAAAACAAAGAAGGGCCUUGAGGAAUCUUUGGCUCCUCAUUGGGAUCAUCCGGAGUGGCCACCUCCAAUAAGGCAACGUAACCUGGAGCCUUGGAGGUUUGAAUCUCCAAUUUGCCCUGUUUCACGAAUGGAUAAAUUAGGGGCUCAGGAAUCAAGAACACGUUUUGCAGCACCAGUACAGCAUAGGGCUGCACUGCCACCUAAUGUCAAUGAAUCACCAUUUCAAAUGGUUAUUCGGCAGGCUAGGUUAGCUGGAGAUCCCGAUGCCUGGCAGUUUCCAGUAGUUUUGGAACUCCCACAGCAGCAGGGUGGUGCCCAUCAGGCGGUAUGGGAACCAUUUUCUUUUAAGCUGCUUAAAGAUCUCAAAGCAGCUGUUGGUCAGUAAGGUCCCAAUUCGCCUUCUGUCCAGUCACUAUUACACUCAGUAACUCAGGACAAGCGAUUGGCCCCGGACGAUUGGGAGAUUUUAGCAAAAGCUACUCUUUCGCCCUCCCAAUUUCUUCAAUUUAAAAGUUGGUGGACCGAUGAGGCUCAAAAUCAAGAUCAAAAAAACCGUGCUGCUAAUCCUGUUGUUGCCAUUUCACUUGAACAACUGUUGGGAGUUGGGGGCCAAUGAGGAACUGUACAACAAUUAGUGCUUCAGGAUGAUGCCGUUGAGCAAAUUCGCAAUUGUUGCUUGAGGGCAUGGGAAAAAAUUCAGGACCCGGGAACUACUUAUCCCUCUUUUAAUUCUGUCAGACAAGGCUCAAAAGAACCGUAUCCUGAUUUUAUUGCUCCUCUUCAAGAUGCAGCUCAGAAGGCUCUCACUGAUGAAAGUGCCAGGAAGGUGAUUAUAGAAUUCUUGGCUUAUGAAAAUGCCAACCCUGACUGUCAAUCACCUAUUCGCUCUGUGAAAGGAAAGGUUCUGGUGGGAGUUGAUGUAAUCAAUGAGUAUAUCAGGGCAUGUGAUAGAUUGGUGGAAUCAUGCAUAAGGCUAUGAUAAUGGCUCAAAACAUGGCAGGAUCAAAGGUGGGAGAUCCAGUGAAAAACUUUUCAGGCAAUUGUUAUAACUGUGGGCAAUUUGGAAAUACAAAAAAGGAAUAUAAGAACAAAUCAAACAAACAAUCCAGAUCUAAUCAAACAAAGGAGCCACCUGGCUUAUGUCCCAGGUGCCAGAAGGGUAAAUGUUGGGCUAAACGGUGUCACUCCAAAUUUGAUGAAAAUGGCCAACCCUUGCAGGCGCAAUUGGGAAAUGGGAAGAGGGGCCAGCCUCAGGCCCCACUCCAAACUGGGGCAUUCCCUCUCCAGCAGUUUGUCCGUCAGUGGGCACCAGUGCCCUUAAUCCCUCAAGUGACCACCACAGUAACAUAAUUGGCGCCAGUUACAACAGGGGGCGCUGCUUUAGAUUUAUGUUGCACCAGAGCUGUGUCUCUGCUUCCAGGGGAACCACCUCAAAAGGUGCCCUCUGGAGUAUUUGGCCCUUUACCUGAGGUAACAGUUGGACUUGUUUUAGGGAGAUUUAGUCUAAAUUUAAAAGGAGUUCAAAUUUAUACUGGAGUGAUAGAUUCCGAUUUUGUGGGAGAAAUUCAAUUGGUUAUUAGUUCUAGUAUUCCUUGGAGUGCAAGCCAGGCAGAGAGAAUUGCUCAAUUGUUGUUAUUACCUUAUUACCUAAUUGUUGUUAUUACCUAAGUAGGAGAAAGUACAGUAAAAAGAGAAGGUGGUUUCGGCAGCACUGAUAGCAAAGGAAAAGCAACUUAUUGGGUAAGUCAAGUUUCUGAAAAUAGACCUGUGUGCACAAUAACGAUUCAGGGAAAACUCUUUGAAGGACUUGUCGAUACAGGCGCUAAUAUUUCUGUUACAGCCCUGGAUCAGUGGCCAAAAACAUGGCCCAAACAGAGAGCUUCUAUGGGUUUAAUUGGAAUAGGCAUGGCAUCUGAAGUUUAUCAGAGUGUUACAAUUUUACACUGUUUAGUACCAGAUGGACAGGAAGGCACCAUCCAACCUAUAAUUACUGCCAUUCCCAUUAAUUUGUGGGGAAAAGAUUUGUUACAACAGUGGGGUACGGAAAUCACCAUUCCCUCUAUGAUUUACAGUUCAGAGAGUCAAAGCAUGAUGACUAAGUUGGGGUAUACUCCUGGAAAAACAUUAGGAAAGAAUGAGGAUGGAAUAACUCAGCCAAUUGAAGCUUCAGUUAAACUUGACCGAAAAGGAAUUGGGUACUCUUUUUAGGGGCGGCCACUGUUGAGCCUCCAAAGCCCAUCCCAUUGAAAUGGAAAACUCAAAAACCUGUGUGGGUUGAUCAGUAGCCGCCUCCUCAGCAAAAACUGGAGGCAUUACAUUGACUAGCAAAAGAGCAAUUAGACAAAGGACAUAUUGAACCUUCUUUCUCACCGUGGAAUUCCCCGGUUUUUGUAAUUCAGAAAAAAUCCGGUAGAUGGCGCAUGUUGACCAACCUACGAGCGGUUAAUGCAGUCAUUCAACCGAUGUGGGCUCUCCAACCGGGGUUGCCAUCCCCAGUCAUGAUUCCAAGAGAAUGGCCGGUGGUAAUAAUUGAUUUGGGUCGGGCGCGGUGGCUCACGCCUAUAAUCCCAGCAUUUUGGGAGGCCGAGGCGGGAGGAUCACGAGGUCAGGAGAUCAAGACCAUCCUGGCUAACACGGGGAAACCCCAUCUCUCCUAAAAAUACAAAAAAUUAGCCGGGUGUGGUAGCGGGUGCCUGUAGUCCCAGCUACUCCGGAGGCUGAGGCAGGAGAAUGGCGUGAACCCGGCAGGCGGAGCUUGCAGUGAGCGAGAUCGCGCCACUGCAUUCCAGCCUGGGCGACAGAGUGACACUCCAUCUCAAAAAAAAAAAUUUGAUUCGAAAGAUGGUUUUUUCACCAUUCCUUUGGAUCCCCAGGACUUUGAAAAAUUUGCAUUUACAAUAUCUGCUAUAAAUAAUAAGGAACCAGCUACUAGGUAUCAGUGGAAAGUUUUACCCCAAGGAAUGUUAAAUAGUCCUACAAUUCGUCAAACUUUCGUUGGGAAGGUCAUUCAGCCCGUCCAGGAUCAGUUUCCUGAUUGUUAAUAUUAUUCAUUAUGUUGAUGACAUUUUAUGUGCUGCUACAAGUAGGGAUAGACUUAUCAAAUGUUUUUCUAUGUUACAAGAAAUGGUGGGGCUUACAGUUCUCGCUAUAGCGCCAAAUAAAAUUCAAACUACUACACCCUAUCAUUACCUAGGAAUGAAGGUGGAGGAGAGAACAGUUAUGCCUCAAAAGGUAGAAAUUCGUAAGAAGUCCUUAAAAACUUUAAAUGAUUUUCAAAAAUUAUUAGGAGACGUUAAUUGGAUAAGGCCCACCUUAGGAAUUGCCACUUAUGCGAGGUCUGACUUGUUUGCUUUGCUGAGAGGGGAUCCAAAUUUACAUAGCAAAAGAACUCUGACGCCUGCAACAGCUUCAGCUGUUAAGAAUAAUUGAGGAAAAAAUUCAAAGUGCUCAAGUCAGUAGAAUAGAUCCUAGUGUUCCCUUACAGCUCUUGGUGUUCCUACUCUCCAUUCUCUUACAGGAGUGAUUAUUCAAGAUGUUGACUUGGUUGAAUGGUCUUUUUUACCCCACAGUACAACUAGGACUUUUUCAAUUUACUUAGAUCAAAUAGCUAUUCUUAUAGGCCAAGCCCAAUUAAGAAUAGUUAGAUUCACUGGCACAGAUCCAGAUAAAAUUGUAGUUCCUUUAAACAAAGCACAGGUUCAACAAGCCUUUAUACAUUUAUCAGAAUGGCAGUCUAAUUUAGCUGGUUUUGUUGGCCAUAUAGAUAAUCAUUACCCUAAAACAAAAAUUUUUCAGUUCCUAAAAUUGGCUACCUGGAUUUUACCUAAAAUAACCAGUUCUAUCCUCUUGGAGGGGGCUGUAACUGUCUUUACUGAUGGCUCUCAGAAUGGAAAAGCAGCUUAUACAGGACCAGAAGAAAAGGUUAUUCAAACCCAGUUUCAUUCUCCACAAAGAGCUAAGCUACAAGCAGUUAUAUUUGUAUUGGAAGAUUUUGAUCAACCUGUUUAUAUUGUCUCUGACUCUGCCUAUGUGGUUCAGGCGACAACAAUGGUAAAAACAGCUUUAAUAAAAUAUAUUUCUGAUGAUCAGCUAAAUUUUUUGUUUAGUUCACUUCAACAAGCAGUUAGAGUUUGAAAUUUUCCUGUUUAUAUUACACAUAUUCUAGCUCACACAAAUUUACCAGGACCUUUAACCCAAUUAAAUAAUCAAGCAGAUUUAUUAGUGACACUUGUUUUAACAGAGCCUCAAGAAUUCCAUUCAUUAACUCAUGUAAAUGCUGCUGGAUUAAAAAAUAAAUAUUCAUUUACCUGGAAACAAGCUAAAAAUAUAGUGCAACAUUGUCCGCAAUGCCAGGUGCUACAGCUACCUACUCAAGAACCUGGAGUUAAUCCUAGGGGGCUUAAACCAAAUGCUCUUUGGCAAAUGAAUGUGACUCAUGUCCCAUCACUGGGAAAACUUUCUCUUGUGCAUGUUACUGUUGAUAAUUUCUCUUGGUUUAUCUGGGCUACGUGCUAAACUGGAGAAAGUACAGCUCAUGUAAAACGACAUUUAUUAUCUUGUUUUGCAGUCAUGAGUGUGCCACAGAAAAUGAAAACGGACAACGGACAAGGAUAUUGCAGUAAAACUUUUGAAAGUUUUGUUCAGCAAUGGAAAUUUGUACACACUACAGGAAUACCCUAUAAUUUGCAAGGUCAGGCCACAGUAGAAAGGGCCAUUCGGACUCUUAAGACACAAUUGGAAAAACAAAAGAAAGGGGGAAGCAGUAAGGAGUAUACCACGCCCCAUAGGCAGUUACAAUUAGCCCUUUUGACUCUAAAUUUUUUGAACAUUUCCAGAGAUCAGGUCUCCACAGCAGCGGAACAACACUUUUCUGGACAGAAAGUUAAUUUACAUGAAGGAAAAACGGUCUGGUGGAAGGAUACCAGAACUAAAACUUGGGAAUUAAGAAAAAUUAUGACGCGGGGAAGGGCUUUUGCUUGUGUUUCACCAGGAGACAAUCAAACACCCAUUUAGAUACCCAAUAGACAUUUGAAAUUCUGCAAUGAACCCUACACCGACCGGACAGAAGAAAGGGAAGAAUCCAAAGAGGAAGAAGACUGGUCCCUCCGACCUGUCCUUUCGGGAGCUGAGAAAGAUGACGAAGCUGAGCGUCUCAGAGAAACAACAGAAGACGGAGAAGACCCGCCAGGCUACACCACCGACAUGAGAACAGAUAAAGAAGCUGACUCAAAUGGCAGAGGGCAGCCUAAAGGAGAAACAACUGGCAAUUAUCCCGGGUAAUAUGAUCUUGGCUGCCUUGAUGGUAAUUACCGCGGCGGUAAGUCUCCCUGCUGUCUGGACUGAAGAAAAUUUUACAUACUGGCUUCUGUUCCAUUUCCUCCUUUAAUUAGGCCAGUUACUUGGAUGGAUUCCCCUAUUGAAGUUUAUACAAAUGAUAGUAUUUUGGAUGCCUGGGCCGAUUGAUGAUGGCUGUCCUGCACAGCCUGAGAAGGAGGGUAUGUUGAUGAAUGUAACUGGUAUGAAUACCCUCCAAUUUGUUUAGGAAUUGCUCCUUGAUGUUUACCAUUGCAAAUACAUAGUUGGAUAAUCUAUGUACCUCCUCAUAAUCGUUCCCAACCCAGUUAUCACGUAGUGAGUGGAAUGUCUUUCCAACCUAUCAUGACUGUAAAAACUUAUGGGGAUGGUUAUUUUCGGUCAAAUUUAAAAGUAAAAAAUUACAAAUCUCAAGGACUGGCUUGUCCUAAAAGAAAUCCAAAAUGGUCAGAAAAACUAGAGAUUCUUGCUUGGGACAACUGUGUAGCAGAUGGUGCAGUAGUUUUGCAAAAGGAUUCUUAUGGAAUAAUUAUAGAUUGGGCCCCCAAAGGAUCCUUUGCCAGAAAUUGCACUGGACAAAAUGCUGGGUGCGCUGAGGAUUCCUUCAUGAUAGAUUAUAGAGAAAGUCCCAAUAAUCCCCCCACUUUAGUUAGAAGAUUGGAAUCACUAUAUCCAUUGAAAUGGGAAGAUAAAGGUACUGCUCCUCCCUGGCCAAAGAUAAUUAGUCCAGUCAUGGGUCUGGAACAUCCAGAAUUGUGGAAGUUGCUUAUGGCUACCUCCGGAAUGAGAGUGUGGAAAGGGGAAGCAUCAUGGGGAACAAGAGGUAAUAAGCUACUGUUUACCAUGCUUCUUCAGUCUAAUCAGUCUAUUUCUCUUCAAAGUUGUGUUAAACCUCCUUACAUGUUAGUUGUUGGAAAACUUAUCAUUUUACCUGACUCUCAAACCAUUACUUGUGACAAUUGCCAUCUGUUUACUUGUAUUCAUUCUACUUUUGAUAUGAGGAAUAGCAUUUUGCUGGUCCGAGCACGAGAGGGCGUUUGGAUUCCAGUUACUCUUAAUAGGCCUUGGGAGACUUUUCCCUCUAUUCAUGUAAUAACUGGAGUUUUAAAAGGGAUUCUUAAUCGUACAAUAAGAUUUAUUUUUACUUUAAUUGCUGUGAUUAUGGGCUUGAUUGCUGUCACCACCACCGCGGCUGUGGCAGGUGUUGCCUUGCAUUCUUCCAUUCAAACUGCUCAUUAUGUUAAUGCCUGGCAGAAAAAUUCCACCAGAUUAUGGAAUUCUCAGGCAAAAAUUGAUCAGAAGUUGGCCAAUCAAAUUAAUGAUUUGAGGCAAACAGUCACCUGGAUAAGAGAUCGUUUUAUGCAUUUAGAGCAUCGUAUGCAAAUGCAAUGUGAUUGGAAUACAUCUGCUUUUUGUAUUACUCCUUAUUCUUAUAAUGUUACUGAACAUCAGUGGGAAAAGGUCUGAUGCCACUUACAAGGAAGAGAAGAUAAUCUAACCCUGGAUAUAACUAAAUUAAAAGAACAGAUUUUUGCAGCAUCGCAGGCUCACUUAAAUUUGUUGCCUGGAGCAGAAAUGCUUGCUGGAGCUGCAGAUAGGCUCUCGGAGCUCAAUUCUAUCAAAUGGAUUAAAACUCUGGGAAGCUCUGCCAUUGCUAAUUUUGUUUUAAUUUGUGUCUGCUUAUGUUGUCUGUUUUUAGUCUGCAGAUGCGGAAGGCAGCUCCUGAAAGAAAAUCAAAACCACAAGCAAGUUAUGAUUGAGAUGGCUGUUUUAAAUUUAAAAAAUGGGGGAAAUGUGGGUCAAAACAGGGGCUUGGAUGUGGGCCGAGGUGGUUGAGGGCUGGCCUAUGGUGUGCCUGUUUAAGGAUUAACAAAAUAUGCUUUAGAAUAGUGCUUUAUUAAUAUAGUCAUGAAUCAUAAGAAUAGCUUCUGCUUAGUCCGACAAUAUAAGAAUCAGGCGGUGAGCUUGCUUGCCUAACUGCAGGGUGGAACAAACAACCACAGGAAGUGUGCGGAGCCUCUAAGCAAGAAAGCUUGCUUAUUGCUCAACCUCCCACUUGAGUCCCUGAACAAAGGUCUUGUGGGAAGGGAAGCGACCCCUGCUCCAUUCCCCAGAAGGGAACAGCAGGAGGUUGCUUGUAAAAGAGGAGAAGUCCUCUGAGGAUAAGGGGAAAGUCUUCUAUCUCUCGCUCGUUCCCAGAGGCAGAGAGCUCUGCUGCCCUGCUGAUGGUGCUUGGAGUGGACCGCUCCUUUGAUGCACAGGCCUGUGGUCUGACGGGCUGUCUGCUUUCACGUCCUGUUCUGUUAACCAAUUAGUUGGACUUUAAGGAUUAUCUGUAAGUUAAACAUAGAGUAUUAGCUUAUACAGUGGAACAGUAAAUAAUAUUAACUUGCUGAUGACGCAUGCUACCCCCUCUGCCACCUCUCCCCAUGGUCACCCUGUGAUCACCCCACCAUCUGCCCACCCUCAGCCUAUAGGAUCAAAGGAACUGUACUCAGUAAAUAUCAGUGGAAUCCAGAGCUCAGGGCUGUCGCAGUUUCCACAUUGCGAUGGACCCCUGGACCCACUUUUGUUAACUCUUGAACUUUGUGUGUUUGUCUUUAUUUCUUUUCUCAUUCCCUCGUCUCCACUGGGAAGGGGAGAACCCGCGGGUGGUAUAGCGGGCUGGUUCCCCUACAAGGUUGACCAAACUUUUUCUGUAAAAGACCAGAUAUUAAAUAUUUUCAGCAUUGUAUGCUAUACAUUCUGUUGCAACUUCUCAACUCUGUGGUUAUAGAAUGAAAGCAGCUACAGACAGUAUAUAAACAAAUGAGCAUGCCUAUAUUCCAAUAAAACUUUAUUUGUAGACACUGAAAUUUAGAUUUCAUAUAAUUUUCACAGGUCACAGGAUAUCGAUCUAUUUGUGAUUUUUUUCAACUACUUAAAUAUAUAAAAAUGGACCAUGGGUCGAGUUUAGACUGUGGGCGAUACAAUAGUUUGUUGACCUCUGAUGUAGAGCACUAAACACUUAAGUUCUUAGAUAAUUAAUGUUAGGUCAGAGGAGAAAUUAGCAAUGGAAGAAAAUUCAGUUUCAUUACUUUACAGGAUGGUUAUUUUAUGAGUACUAUUUUGAACUAAUAGAAAGAGAGGGUAUAAAGCCAAUGUAACCGAAUGAUAUUUGUAGGUAUUAGUUUGUACCAUAUAUUUUCUUUCUUUUUUUUUUUUUUUUUGAGACAAAGUCUCACUUUGUCACCAGGCUGGAGUGCAAUGGCACAAUCAUGGCUCACUGCAACCUCCACCUCCCAGAUCCAAGUGAUUCUCCUGCCUCAGCCUCCCAAGUAGCUGGGACUACAGGCAUGCACCACCACGCCCAGCUAAUUUUUGUAUUUUUAGUAGAGACAGGGUUUCACUAUGUUGGCCAUGAUUGUCUCGAUAUCUUGACCUUGUGAUCCACCCACCUUGGCCUCCCAAAGCGCUGAGAUUACAGGCAUGAGCCACCAUGCACAGCCACUGUACCAUAUAUUUUCUUAUAUACUGGAUUUUGUUUUUCCCCAUUCAGACUAGAGGUAGGCAUGCAUUUCCUCUGCGGAUUGUCACAGCCAGCAAUAUUAGAAACAACAGAUGAAAAAAGAUUAAAAUCAGAGAAGCUCCCACUCCCACAAUUUGCCGGGGUGGAAAGAGGAUGAAUUGGUGGGAAAUCAAAAGAAUGUGAUGUUUUCCCUUGCAUUGCUGAAAAGGAAGCGGGGGGAUUUGCGGCAGCAAUCUGUGUAGUCCCUCAGGCUGAGGUCCCAGUGACUAGAGCAAGAAUAGACAGUUGUAGUGAUAUUAUACCAACUUCACACCACCCCAAACCCCAGAAAUCAUAUGCAACCCCCAGACUGGAGAGAAACUCUAAAUUGUCUGAUAUCAUGCUGAAAGCAGUAGAGAAUCAGAUUUCUCUGAGCCCAUGGAAUGGAGCCUUGAAAUUCAAUUAGAAAACAGCUGCAGUUAUUUCACAUGUAAAUUGUCAAAAGACACAUAUCCGCUUUACUAACAUAGAACAAGUAUCAGUUACCUGAAUGCUCUCAAGCCUCGAAGUUGGUGGGGAAACCAUGUUUCCAUUACAUCUACAGUGGGAAACCUAACCUCACUUGCUGGCACCUUCCAGGAUCUUUGGAGUCAAUGUUUUUCUAUUAUUUCCUGCUUUUACUGAAUUACUGUAAUUUCUCUCAAGUCUAGCCUCUUUUGGCUGUUCUUUUUCUCCACUCUGCAUCAUUCCCAAAGCAACAGCCUCUUUCCCUCUUCUCAAAAUGCUGCAGAUACAAGGCAUCUCUGUGUAGUAGAUUCUUACGGAAGAUUCAGGCAGGGGAAGAGGAAGAGGAAUUUAGGCUGCACCAAACAUCUUAAAACUGACUAUUUAAAGAUCCUUGCUCUUUAAAGAUCCUUGGCCAUAGCCCAGAACUUCUCCCUGGCUGCCUCUUGCUCAGCUCCCUGGCAUCUUGAUGUAUUCCUUCCUCACAUCCUCCUCCCCAUUCUUAUCUCAUUCACUCCUUCCUUUUUCACACCUUUCUUCUUGGGUUACCUAAGGAAACUCGAAAAUCUUCAUUAAUUCUUCAUUAACAGAAUAAUUUUGCCCUUCUAGUUUCACUGCUAGCCUAUUUCAGCCAGGCCUAUUAUUAAACACUGUUCUUCCUCUAUGACUAUGCUAAUGAGUAUGACCUAUUUCCUCACCAUGGAGUUCUGAGAAAUUAUUUCUUUUUUGAAAGCUAAAAUUAAUUGCACAAGGCCCUGAACAAUCCUGAUUAGCAGAUAUUGUGAGAAGAGACAUCUCCAUUUCCCUGACAUCCCCUCCCAUUAUAUUCAAGAGAAGAACAGGGCAUGGCUAACUCGGUUCUUAGGGGCCAGUGUUCAUUCCAAACCCACAGUGCAGGGAGGAAUUAGAGACCACAUGUGGCUCUCUAGAUGGGUCCCAUUUUUUUGCUUGUUUGUUAUAUUCCCAAUAUUUUGUCAUUUUUAAAAACAUUCUCAUGUGGUCUGGGGCCAUCCAUCAUUACCUUCUGCAGCAAUAAUUCCACUUCUGAUCUGGUGAAAGCUUCUCAUGGAUUGUGUGUGUGUCUAUGUGUGCGUGUGUAUGUCUGUAUCUGUGUGUGUGUUGGAUGACAGAACUAUAGAGGAUUGGGAAGAUGUGGAGAUAAAGAUUCUCCUGGUGAUGUUACGCUCCAAGUUCAGAUUGCCAUCAGUGGCUUGGGCUUCCACUCUGCUUCUUUCUUCCACUCUUCACCUCUGAUUCAUCUAGAUCCCUGCACAGGCUGGAAUUAUGUUCUAAGCCUGGGAACCCCACAGCCUCUGUGUAAAGCUAACAAAGCCCAUAGCAAAUGGAUAAGACCCUGCUUCUAGAACAGUCUACUUCAAGUCAAAUCGUGGCAUAUAUGAUGUUAAGCAAGUUGCUUGCUCUCUUUAUGUCUCAGUCACCUCACUGGGAAAAUGGGAAUUAAAAAUAAUAAUACAUAUCUCAAAGGGCUACUCUGGAGAUUACAUGAAUUAGUACAUAGGAAGUGUUCAGAGAGUACCUGGCUCAUAGUAAGUGACUUCUAAAUGUUGACACUUAAUUUAAGUUUACAGAGAAGGCUCUGUGCCAAUACUGACUUAGGGCUACAAGGUCUCAGGAUCCAUUCCCACACUCAGAUUUUAACCAUUGAUUUCAAAGCACCCACACAUGCCAGGUUGGCUGGCUCAUGAUGGCUUUAGCCAUUGGGACCACCUGAGCGGCUUCUGGAUACUGACACUGGGACUAGCUAGAUCACCACAUAAAAGAAAUCAGAUUUUAGCUUGUUGAUUGUUGACUUGAUGGAGAACUUCUAAGCCUUUUUAAGUAGAGAAGUAAUGUGGUCUUUUUUUGCAUCAAGAUAAUGUUUUAUACUCUGUAGCAGAUGGUCUGCAUGAGGAAGAAACUGGGAGCAGAUUGAUCAACUAAGAGAUACCAGUAGAUUAUGCCAAGGUGAUGAACACAUGAAUUAAGGUGACAGCAGCAAUGGCGCUGAUGGAGAGAAUUUACCAUUUAGAAGGUAGAAUCAGCAGAACUUAUUGACUAACUGGAAAUGCAGGAUGAGGAGGAGGAAUGUUCUCUGAUAAUCCCAAGAUUUUGAAGUGGGUAAAUGAAGUGAGUAAAUGCUGGUUUUGCCAACUCACUAUCUUCUUUCGAAGGCAAGCCUUUCUUCCCAAGGGGAGGGAAGAGGAAGAGAAGAGACUAUAAUAAAUUUAGUCUGAGCUAACAGGCUACUGGACAAACACUUCUGGAGUUACAGAGAGAAGUAAUAGCUGGAAUGAAAUAUUUGGGAGUUGUUAAACACUAACAUUCAAUGGACCAAAAAGGAAAGAAUACUCCAUAAAGGAAAGAUGGAAAACUUGGAGGAUGCCCAGAGAACUAAGAGGGAUGGGUUUUAUAAAAGCCUGUGGAAGAAGAACUUUUGAGGAAGAAGGAGCAGCCUGAGAAUUCAGCGAGAAACUGCCAUGAGGAGUGUUGUGGCAUCUUGUAAGCAGCCGCAAUUGCAGUAAAGGAGUCAGAAGUCACUGGCUUUAAUUGAGGAGUUCAUGGAAAGAGAGACCGUGGAAUCAGUGAGUGUGGACUGUCUUCUUAAAAAAUAAGCAUAGUUGAAAUGGAGAGAAAAAUAGGAAAGUUACUAGAGGCAGGAGUAAGAGAGAUUUUAAUUUUCUAGGGUUUAAUAGACUUGGGCUUGUUCAUAGAGUAAAAAGGGGAAACAACUGUGGAAGGAAAGGGUGAAGUCAAUAGUGAAAAAGAGGAAGGUAAUCAACCUAGCUCUAGAGAAGAAAUGAGGAGCUGGGGAUUAAAGCACACGUGGAAGGAUCAUAGUACAACAGGUGGAAUCAAUACCACAGAAGCAACCCUCAAGCAACAAGGACCUGGGGUUGGUGGAUAUAUACCUACUCUUGGUCUCCUGCCACCUGAGAGGAAAAUUCUGAUGUGGGGCUCUCAGAGGUUUCAGUAGGUUGGAGCCUCAGUUGUCUAUGAGUGUACCCCCACUCAUUAGGUACUUUUUGGCUUUCCUCCCUGUUCUAUUUCAUUUGACCACACCCUUGUUUAUGCUCCCUGGAAUCACCUCCCAAAUAAACUACUUGUAUCCAAA